This is a messenger RNA of Episyrphus balteatus (marmalade hoverfly), 5242 nucleotides long. It is a transcript of the gene Hmt4-20, whose product is annotated as histone-lysine N-methyltransferase Suv4-20. Bases 820 to 4383 code for a protein of 1187 amino acids. Gene Ontology annotation, molecular function: histone H4K20 methyltransferase activity; protein binding. The record is from RefSeq and is a predicted model, not a curated record. Gene Ontology annotation, cellular component: nucleus. NCBI's taxonomy places the organism in Eukaryota, Metazoa, Arthropoda, Insecta, Diptera, Syrphidae. The transcript is spliced from 3 exons.
UCGCUUGUUAAAUCUCAAUGAUUUUCCCGACAGUGUUUGUGGUUAAAUGUCGAUCAUAAAUUAUAUUUAAAAUUAAUAAAUAAUAGCAAAUAAUAUUAAAGUUCAACUAAAAGUAAUAUUCAAUAAAUAAUUACUUCAAAAUACAUGCAAUUUUACCUAUAACAUCAUUUCGAAUUUUCGCUUUCGCAUGGAAAAUCACAAAAGUCGCCGUAGUGAAAAAAAAAUUUAUUGACGCCAUAUUGGUUAAAAAUGCUUUUAUAAAGCGACAAUAUGGUUAACUCUCUCUUAUCCAUCUAAAAAAAGUGUAUAAAACUCAAGUGUUAAAAAGAGAUGACUAAACUAUGUUAAAAUUGGUGUCUUAUGAUGGUUGCAUGAAUGAAACGGUUAUAUUAUCGAAUUUCGAAAAAAAACCAGCUAGAACACCAAUGGUGACAAUGGGCUUAUUGCGGACUCGCUCACACCUCUUCUUUUUCUAACGCACGGUUUGCCGUUCGAAGACGUUGUCGCCGUAUAGUUCGUCACUCUCUUCGCUUCGUCGCCGUUGUCGAUGGAAGAAGUAGCAGCAGCACUCAGCACAGCACCAGCCACAGAAUACGAGAAACGAUAAAAAAGAAAUAAUUUAAUUUGGAUAAAGAACAUCAAGUUUUCUUCUUCUGGACAUCAGUGGCCGAUCAUAAAUUAACCAUUUUUUUUAUUCUCCGCAUUCAGACAAACUACGUGUUUGCAAAAAAAUUAACAUUAAGCUUAUUUAAAUUUAUUAAGGAAUUAUGGUUAGAACAUUGUGCAGAACGAUUACUGAAAAGUAACUGUAUAGCAGAAAUGGUUGUUGGUUCAAAUAGCCAUCGUCGAGGUGAAACUGGCAGCAGAUACACAAAUUACUCUUCAAGAGCUAACCACUAUUCAAUGCCAUCGUCUGGCAGCAGUGGUGGUAGCAGUGGCAACACUGCAACUUCAAAUGGCUCUCAUACAAACAAUGGACAACACGGCACAUUUGGCCAUAAUCUGACAAACAACAAUAAUGGAUAUCAACUUGCCCUGUGCAAUGGUAUAAUUACAUCAUAUGCCAAUUAUCGUCUGCACCAAUCAACUGGCAUGACACCCAAAGAAUUGUCUGAGAAUGAUGAUCUAGCAACAUCAUUAGUUCUAGAUCCACAUCUUGGCUUUCAAACGCACAAAAUGAACAUUCGAUACCGUCCGUUAAAAGUUGAUAGCGAUGAAUUGAAAUCAAUUGUUGCUGAGUUUAUAAAAACACAAAACUACGAAGUAGCAGUUAAGAGAAUAUUCAAUGGUCAAUGGAUACCGAGAUGUGUGAAGAAUAAGAACAAAGUCUCUAUUAAAAGAUUACACGAUCACAUCAUUCGAUAUCUACGCGUUUUCGAUAAGGACAGCGGAUUCGUCAUCGAACCAUGCUAUCGCUAUUCCCUCGAAGGGCAAAAAGGAGCAAAAAUCUGCUCAACCAAACGUUGGUACAAAAACGACAAAAUCGAAUGCCUUGUGGGAUGCAUAGCUGAGCUGUCCGAAGCCGAGGAGGCAGCUCUGCUGCACUCUGGUAAAAAUGAUUUCUCUGUGAUGUAUAGUUGCCGAAAGAACUGUGCCCAAUUGUGGCUCGGCCCAGCCGCCUACAUAAACCACGAUUGCCGGGCAAAUUGUAAAUUUGUAGCCACCGGCAGAGAUACGGCUUGUGUGAAAGUUCUGCGUGACAUUGAAGUUGGCGAAGAAAUUACAUGUUUCUAUGGCGAAGACUUUUUCGGCGAUGAGAAUUGCUAUUGUGAGUGCGAAACAUGUGAACGUCGCGGAACUGGAGCCUUUGCAAAGGCAAAAGGCACUCAUUCGGAAGGCGAAGGAGCUGCCAACGCAAGCAAUCCCCAAGAAGCGGGCGGAUAUCGAUUGCGUGAGACUGACAAUCGCAUUAAUCGGAUUAAAAGCCGAGCGAAUUCCACCACAAACACCGAUACAAAUAGUUGUUUAAAUUUAGUAGAUAAUAACUCGAAUAGCACUGCGAUAAAAAAGAGCGAUCCGAGCGAUAGCAACAGUAGCAGUGAUGGUAAGAGUAACACCGUUGUGAUAGCAGCACCAUUGACCAUGAAGGAACUGCGCCAAAAAGGUAUGACCAAAUAUGACGCCGAGAUGAUUAUGGCCAAUGGAUACCACCAGAAGUUAAAUGGCGUUAAUGGCGCCACUGUCGUAGCUGAGAAACAACAAAAUGGUCGAACUGAAAGCAAUUGCCAUGCCAGGGAAUCGCUGAGAAAAUCGGCACGUGUGAACAGCACAAGCAGUAGCAUAAGUUCAGUUUCAACAGAUACUGACAAUACGACAUUGGCCGUACCAGCUUCAAAUGCUUCGAAAUGCAUGCAAACUCGACGAACAUUGCGUCGUCAAAAUGGAACAACACAACCGACUGCUGCUGCUGCAAACACAACAAAUGCUACUACAGCCACCCAAAGUCAUCGAUUUGCUUUGCGAAGCUCGCGAAAUCUUAGGAACUCUCCAGCAGAAGUUAUGCACGUUGACAUGGAUGAGGACCAUGAAGAAAGUGGGCAUCGUAUAGCCAGCGAUGCGAUGCAUAAAAGUAUUGUAUUCAAUGAAAACCACGAGAGUGCAGCCGACGAGAAUAGUUUGAAGGCGGUAAGAUAUAGUAAGCCAUCGCAAGUGGUAGCAGCACUUCCUCUGCCUCCGCCAAUAGUUGAAUCGUCAUCAAAUGGAAUUCGCAGUGGUGGAUCGAAUGGUCGCGUCCUACGUAAUCAUUGUCGAAAAUUAAAACCCCAAAAUGUUGAUUCCAGCAGUGAUAGCAGUAACAAUAUUACUAUCCCCGUCUUAGUCCACGAGAAACCGCCGAAAGUAGAAGGGACAACACACAGCAAACAACAACAACAACAACCCCAAACUGCCGUAGUAGAAAAAUUGCAUAAUCUUAACAGUAAUACAAUAAGUAGCAAUAAGUUAUUAUUACCAUUACCACCACCACCAACUACAAUUACAACUACAACCACAACACAACAAAUAACAUUACAACCGCUUCUAUCGAAUAGUAGCAGUAGUAAUAGUAACAAUAAAAGUACAUUCGAAGAAUUUGCUGAGGUGUCUGCGACACCUCCGAAAAAAUUGCUUAAUAUCAGUAGUGAUACUAAUAGCAGUGGCAGCGGAGGUAUCGACGACACCAAUAGCAGCAACAAGUGUAAUAGUAGCAGUAGUAGCAACAAUAGUAGUAGCACUGGUAGUAAUUUAAGUACAUUAAGUAAUUGUAGUAGUAGCGCCGAUAGCCAUUUAAGUAAUUCCACCAAUAUUGCGGCCAAUAAUAAUACAGCUUUGUCGCAGAGUUAUAGAAAAAAUCUUACAGCGUCAUUCGAAUCAAUGCAACAAUUUCAACAACAACAACAAAUGCCUACAACAGCCACCGUGACUGAUAAUCAAACGGGCGGAGGAGAUAUAUCACAUAGAUUGCGUCGUAACGGCAGAAACUGCACUCAUAGCAUUCUCAAUAAUAAUGUAGAUAAAAAUUGCAGUGAUGUUGUAGGAGGUUUACGCAGCAAACGAAAGCAUUCUAAAAGUAUAAGUGAGUCCGACCAGAGUAAUUCUUCAGCAAGUGAAUGUAGAGCUAUAACGCAACAUAAACCACCGCAGCAUCCCAUUAUCGUAGAAGGAUCUGAACCUUUGCUUAAGACUCCGGAGAGACGAUUAAAAUUGACUCUACGAAUGAAGCGUAGCCCGAUUCUGGACGAAGUUAUCGAAUCGGGAACAAGUCUCUCGGAUGAAAGCAGUAUGAAUGGAAGCUCAGAACCGGUCGAAUAUGAGAUUCUGCGCAUGGAAGGCAUUUCUGAGAAUGGCACCGACUAUGAGGUCUCUUCAACACCACAGAAACGCAAAAAGCGACACAAAUCCAAGGAUCACAGACGAAGGGAACACAAAAAAAUGUUAGCUGCUGCAGCAGCAUCAAGUAUCUCACUAUCCAAAACACCUCUAUAUCCCAGUCCGCCUACAAAUCAUCACUUGACACCACAAAAGAAACGUUUACGUCUAAUAUUUGGCAAUGAAAUCAAAACUAUAGACAUUCCUCCUUCUAAUGGAAAUGUGACAUCAUCGUCAUCUUCCAGCGGUGAUAUAACAUUAUCUUCACCAACAUCAUCCAUAAUGAGUGAAGAUAUUAAUUCGCCAAUACCAUUGGUAUCGGCGUCGGCUGCCACACCCUCAAUGGUGCCAAUAUUUUCACCAACACAAACAUCAUCGUUUCUAUCCAAUGCAAUGACAACAACACAUACAUUUGGUUCGUGUGCUUUGGCCGCACCAUUUGUUCGUUCUCCUGUUAUUAUUGCAAAUUCAAGUUUAAUGAACUCUGUUAAGACGUCAGCAAAUAAUCCAAAUGGAGUGGACUUUAUAUUGAAUUGAUGGCGGCGCAAUCUAUUGUUUAAUUGGAGAUUUGUGCAUUGAAUCGAAGGAUGUGGUGUAGAGUUUUAAAAAUACAAAAAAAGGAAAUGCAUAACAAAAUAAUUGCAACAAAAUCAUGCGCCUGCGUGUGCUACCAUGAAAAUCAAAAUAAAGUUAUUAAACUACUGCAAGUGCUUCUACUGCUGUUGCGAGGGGUAGUGUGCAUUUUUAGUCGUUAGAUAAGACCGCGACUUAACUUUUUUUUGUUGUAGGCCCUGAUUUCGAACAAAUUCAAUGUCAACUUCAACCAUCAUCACAUUUUUGUUGAAUAACUCCAGAGAAUUUUAAAUUCAAUUAUCCUUGGCAAACAUAAGUACUCAUGUUCCGAAAGAACUUGAAUAUCAAUCUCGUUCCCAAUUCUCGGAGGAGAGAGGAACAUCCCUACAGCCCGACUUAGCCAUUAUGUUUUUGGUCAUUGGUUAUGGUAAGUUAUAUAGAUUACCAGUCUCAAGUUUGGGUUUAAAACCGGUCGAUUCCACCAUGGUAUCCCUUAUAAGCGAGAAUACCUCUUGCGAAAAAUUUAGUGAGCCUACUAUUCGAAGAUUGCGAUGAUUGUUAAAAUGAAUUACAUAAAUGAAUCCAGGUUUCUUUUCGGCUGUUCUGAUUUCCGUUCGAAUUCUAUUUUUUCCCGUUUUCAAAUUUUAGUUGCUCCGAAUUCCGUAUUCGAACACGUUUUGCGAAUUCAUAGGUGUUUCGAAAAACGAACGGACCUAUAAUCCCAAAAUUUUUUGCCGUUUUCAAUUCGGGUAACAAUUUGCCACCGGAAAACAAUAUUCUCCAGAAAAAAAGUCGAAUGGAAAUCCAUACGGAUUCGACUUCC